Messenger RNA from Nerophis lumbriciformis (worm pipefish), 1068 nucleotides. The record is from RefSeq and is a predicted model, not a curated record. NCBI's taxonomy places the organism in Eukaryota, Metazoa, Chordata, Actinopteri, Syngnathiformes, Syngnathidae.
AUGACUACAGUGGAAAAUGAGGACACAAUCAUGUCCUACUUGUCCCAGAGUGACAUUGACCUCAGCCCUAAAGACUUCAAUGUUGUGGCCAUGCUCCAUGACUUUUGGGAGCAGAAGCAAUUGGGUCACAUGGAUGGCUCCUCCACUGGAUCGAAUGGUUCUAUUAGGGAUAAAGCGGUCCAGAUGGAAAUGCUGCUUCUGUAUGAGUCUGCCGCCUCCACAGGUCCGCCGUUUGUCUGUUAUGUCACGCUGCCAGGAGGAAGUUGCUUUGGGAACUAUAAGCUGUGUAACACUCAGGCAGAGGCCCGUCGAGAUGCAGCCCGAGUGGCUCUGAUGAAUUCACUUGUCAACGAGCUGCCUUGUCGACGUAUCUGCCCUCAGUUCAUCUCUCAGAGUCUGCAUCAGGCUACCUUAGACAGUGAUGUUUCUCUUGAAGAUGCACAUGAUUCGAGUACACAUAUAGGAACAUACAGUCUGCUUCUGCAUUCUUACAUGGGAAGGACCAUGCUGGAGUUCCAGGAGAUGAUGACAGUUUUUCAAUUGUUACACUGGAAUGGAACACUAAAAGUUCUAAGAGAAAGGCAAUGUUCUCGUCAGAGCGUGAUUACCUAUUACACCAAGCGUGGGCUUGACGAGUACAUGCGCAGCAGCAUGGCUCUGGACUGGCUCGACCGGGAGCAGAGAUCACCGGGUCAUCUCGGGGAGGAGCUGCAAGUGGCGCAAAGGGAGCUGCUGUUAGCCCGCCGUAGAGGAAUUGAACUGCGCUUCUACAAAGAGAAGACAAGCAUCCUUACAUUGGCUCUCAGUCAAGCAUAUAUUCACCACACACCUGAUUUUCAAAGCCAGGCACCUGACAACAGAGAACAACUACCUUUGCAUAUGAUUUGCACCCGGGAUAAAGAAAUGCCAGUAACAUCAUCAUGCAGUUCAUCACCAUCCCUCCAUGAACACAUUAAUCCAGCAGCUUGUGGAAAUUGUGGCAGGCUGUUUCCUUCAGAUUGUGUCUCAACUUGUUCAUUUUGCACAAUCAUUUACUCAGAAAAGCAGAAUGUUUUUCAGGAUACAUGA